This is a messenger RNA of Eublepharis macularius, 1593 nucleotides long. RefSeq names its product ELL associated factor 2 (gene EAF2). The transcript has 6 exons. Gene Ontology annotation, cellular component: super elongation complex. The coding region runs from base 93 to 875 and encodes 260 amino acids. NCBI's taxonomy places the organism in Eukaryota, Metazoa, Chordata, Lepidosauria, Squamata, Eublepharidae. Gene Ontology annotation, biological process: regulation of transcription elongation by RNA polymerase II; positive regulation of DNA-templated transcription. Gene Ontology annotation, molecular function: transcription elongation factor activity. The record is from RefSeq and is a predicted model, not a curated record.
GGAGGAGGCUCGGCGGAUAGUGGCGGUGGAGGAAGAGAAGAAGAAGAGGGGAGUUGUGGUUGACCUGGUGCGCGCGCGGAGAGGCGCGCGCGAUGAACGGGGCGGCCCCGCCGCUCUUUGACUGCAAGGAGCGCGCGCUGCUGCUGGGCGACAGUUUUGAGAGGAAGCCGCGCUGUGCCUUCCACACCGUGCGAUAUGACUUCAAACCUGCAUCAAUUGAUACAUCCUGUGAAGGAGACCUUGAAGUUGGUAAAGGUGAACAAGUGACAAUAACUUUGCCAAAUAUUGAGGGUUCAACUGCACCAGUAACAGUUUUCAAGGGCUCCAAGAAGCCAUACCAAAAAGAAUGCAUAUUGAUUAUUAACCACGAUACUGGAGAAUGUCGGCUUGAGAAACUGAGUAGCAACAUCACUGUGAAGAAGACCAGAGGUGAAGGAAGCAGUAAGGUCCAGUCUCGUAUUGAACAGCAGCAACAACUAAUGAGAAAUGCAAAUAAGAUAUCAAACAGUGUUAAAUGUUCUACAUCAAAAGAAAAGAUGUCUCCAACUUCUAUGGAUGAUAUUGAAAGAGAGCUCAAGGCAGAAGCUAAAAUUAUAGAGCAGAUGAGUAGCUCUGAUAGUUCAUCAGAAUCAAAGAGUUCUUCAUCCUCUUCAAGCAGCGAAAAUAGUUCUAGUGAUUCAGAAGAUGAAAAACCAUCCCUUCCCUUGUCAAUGCCACGCCUACAAACACAGCUUCCUGUGUCUGCUGUAUCACAGCAGAACCUCCAUGAUGUGGAUACCGGAUAUAGCAGAAGUAAAGAGAACAGUGGACACCUGAUGAACACAUUGCGGAGUGAUCUUCAGUUAAGUGAAUCUGGAAGCGACAGUGAUGACUGAGAACGUUUUGGGAUUAUAGAGAUGCAUCACCUCCCUUGUUCAAGAUGUGAAGGCAAUUGUUUUGCACUAAGUUUAUACUGACCAAGAUAGAAGAAUGUUACCAACUGGGACAAUAAAGUUGACUUAAUUUUUUCUGCAUCUGUCAUUUGGAAGCAAGUUCAGCAACAUUCCAUUUUCUAUAAGUUAUUUUAACAUAGUUCUGCCAAAUAUCUGAAUUUGGUAUUCAUUCUUUUUAGACAGACUCAGAGUCUAGCCUUCACAACUACCUCCUGUACUUAAAAUUUCAGUCAGCUAAUUACUAUGUAUAGGGUAGACAUAGAGAAAGUUCUUGUUUAUAAUAAACACAUUUUUGAUUAAGGUUUACUUGAGAACCUUUCUGUGUUUGUGUAAGUAGAGAACAAGCUGUUGAGAUCUAUAUUUUUAUUCUUGCAGCUACUUACGUUAAUGAAAUUGCCAAACAAUAUGGCCAUCUAUCUAAUAAUGUGGUGUAAUUGUUCAGCAAUAGCAUUUAUAAAUGAUUACUUUUGUUGCAGUACAGGUUUUAGUCUGUAGUCUAUCAAAUGUGACUUGAUAGGCUUUGGUCUUUUCUAAUACAUUUUGAGCAGCUCAUAGUUGCUUCAUUUUGCUAGCUAAAGUAGGUAGUUAUACAACAUAAGUUCAGAUCAACACAUUCCUUUGGUAAGAUUUCACAAACUUAAUAAAAUAUUUAUCAUUUCAA